AUGGAGAAGAUAAUUUCACCAUACCAAACAGCUUAUGUCUCUAGAAGAUUAAUAAAUGAUAACACUAUCAUGGCUCAUGAGAUUAUUCACUCUAUGAAAAGGAAGGAAGGACAAAGUGAUUUCAAUCCUAGUGGAGGGAUAAGACAAGGAGAUACCCUUUCUCCCUAUCUCUUUAUUCUAUCCAUGGAAUGGUUCUCAAGGACUAUGGUUGAAGCUCAUCAUUCAAAAAGCAUACAAGGUAUUUCAGUAGCUAGAGGUGCACCACCUAUCAAUCAUCUGCUAUUUGCAGAUGAUUGCCUCAUUUUUACUCAUGCAAAUUUAACCAGUGUGAAUAAUCUCUUGCAAGUUUUACAAGAUUUUAGUUCACCAUUUGGUCAAGUCAUUAAUUUUGACAAAUCUUCAAUACUCUUCAGUAACAACAUGGAUCCUGUGGUAUGUGACUCUCUAAGUAACAUACUAGGUAUUCAACCUAUGAGUAAAAAUGAGAAAUAUUUGGGAUAUCCUCUAAUUAUUGGCAGAUCAAAGGUCAAAGCAUUUGAAGAUAUUCAAGUGGCAUUUGAAAGAAGGUUGGGUAAUUGGCAAGGCACUACAAUCCAUCAAGCUGGUAGAUCUACUAUGGUUAAAGCAGUUCUCAACUCCAUUCCUAUGUAUCAAAUGAGCACUUUCAAAAUGCCAAAGAAAAUUCUCAAGAAACUGGACUCUAUUCAAAGAAAAUUCUGGUGGGGGUUCAAAUCUAAUAAAGGUUUUAAUCUCAUUGCUUGGAAGAAUAUGUGUUUAUCUAAAGAUUUAGGGGGUCUAGCUUUCAGAGACUUAGAAAUGAUGAAUCAUGCACUUCUGGCUAAACUGGCAUGGGGAAUUUGUCACAACUCUGAUAAUUUGCUGGGUCAAUUACUUCAAGCCAAAUAUCAUAAAAAUGAGGAUUUUCUUCAUUUACAUGGUGAAAUAAGUAAUUCUUCUUGGGUAUGGAAGGGCAUUGAAUUAGUUUUCUCUAUAGUCCAGCAGCACUACUUCAUGGAGGUAAAUAAUGGCAGAUCAACAAGAAUAUGGCGUGAUAAAUGGAUUAUAGGUUUAAAUGAAACGGUUGAACCUAAGCAUACUUCUCAUUAUCAGUUUUUGUUUGUCAGUGAAUUAAUCAGAACAGAUACCAAUGAUUGGGAUACAAGACUUCUCAACAUCUUAUUCUCCCCUAAGAAUGUAGAAAGAAUAUCCAUAAUGGAGAUCUCAGUGUCAGAAGAGGAUAUAUUGAGAUGGUCUCCUGCUAAAGACGGUGUAUUCUCAGUAAAAUCCACUUACAAUAAACUCAUGGAGAGAAGAGUAUUUAAUCAAGCGGCUAUCUGUACAAUUCCUAAAGUUGUUUGGAAGGUUCUUUGGAAGAUGAAAUUACCCCACAUAGUGAAGUUUUUCAUUUGGAAAUGCCUCAAGAAUUCAGUUCCAACAAGGAUAAGAUUAGCUCAGUUUAACUAUCUGGAUGAUCAUCACUGUAGUAUCUAUAACUUAGUUGAGAGCAUACCAAUACAAUCAGGCAGUCAAACCACUAGUGCUAGAGAUGAUACUACCCUUACACUAUUUUUAGAUGCAUCUUUUGACUAUAGUACUAAUGAUUGUGGAAUCGGUAUGGUUCUCUGUAAUUUUGCAGGGGAAAUCUCAAGCGUCAAAGGAUCCUAUGCAGCUAGAGUAAAAGUUCCAGAAACAGGGGAGUGUAUGGCUGUAAUGGAAGCUCUGAGCUGGAUUCGAGACAAAAACAUCUUAAAGAUUCACAUUGCAGCUGAUGCAGAAACGGUUGUGAAAUCCAUCACAACAGAAGAAGUUUAUGUUAACUGGGUAAAUAGGAAAAUGAUUAGACGUAUUAAAUCUAUCUUAUCGUCUUUUAGUCUUUGGUCAGUCACUCAUUUCAAAAGGGAUAGUAAUCUUUUGGCAGAUAGAGUUUCAAAAAGAAUAAGACGUUUAAAACAGUCUUUAGAAGAAAGUUAUUACUCUGUUAUUUGUAUUGACACUUUUCUGGAGAAGUUUAAUGCUCCUCCUGCUAUUUAA
Papaver somniferum (opium poppy) is the source of this 2031-nucleotide messenger RNA. RefSeq lists its product as uncharacterized. Bases 1 to 2031 code for a protein of 676 amino acids. Gene Ontology annotation, molecular function: RNA-DNA hybrid ribonuclease activity; nucleic acid binding. The record is from RefSeq and is a predicted model, not a curated record. Lineage: Eukaryota; Viridiplantae; Streptophyta; Magnoliopsida; Ranunculales; Papaveraceae. The transcript is spliced from 3 exons.